AUGCCGACAACUGGUCCUCCGCCACCCCUGCCGGGAGAUCGGCCCCUGCCAUCUUCCUUUGACAAUGACGAAGACUUCUACAAUGAAAACGGCUUCCAAAAGAUCGCCCGAAAGCUCAAGCAAGAGCCGCUUGUGCCGUUGGGCUGCGCGCUGACGGUGGCGGCCUUCACGGGAGCGUACCGAGCUAUGAGGGCGGGCGACCACGGGCGAGUAAACCGCAUGUUCCGCUACCGAAUCGCCGCGCAGGGCUUCACCAUCCUCGCCAUGGUGGCCGGCGGCAUCUACUACAGCGACGACCGCCACAAGGAGCGCGAGAUGUGGAAGGCCAAGCGCGAGGCCGACGAGGAGGAGAAGCGGCUCAAGUGGAUCAAGGAGCUCGAGGCCAGGGACGAGGAGGACAGGCUGGCAAAGGAGAUCAUGGAAAAGAGGAGGCAGCGCGCCGCCGCCGCCGCUGCCAAGCGCGAGGGCAGGGCCGUCGUUGAGGACAAGGCCGCAGAGGGCGCCGGUGCCGCCGCGGCUGCGCAGGAUGCCAAGUCGUCUUCUGGACUUAGCUGGUCCUCGGUGCCGGGGUGGUUUGGUGGGAACAAGACCGAUCCCGACUCGAACGCGCAGACGAACCCGGGAGAUGCUGAAAAGCCGGCAGAGAAAUGA
Messenger RNA from Pyricularia pennisetigena, 651 nucleotides. RefSeq lists its product as uncharacterized. Gene Ontology annotation, biological process: mitochondrial respirasome assembly. The record is from RefSeq and is a predicted model, not a curated record. Bases 1 to 651 code for a protein of 216 amino acids. The transcript is spliced from 2 exons. Gene Ontology annotation, cellular component: mitochondrion. Lineage: Eukaryota; Fungi; Ascomycota; Sordariomycetes; Magnaporthales; Pyriculariaceae.